AGGCGGGGGAGGAAGCGGCGACUGCGGCGGUGGAGGAGGAGGAAGAAGAAGAAGAGGAAGAAGAAGAAAAGGAGGUGGAAGCGGAAGAGGAAGAGGAAGAGGAAGAAGGAAAGGCAGACGAACCGUACGAAUUCCUGAUCCGCGCGAGAUAAAAAAGACGGAACACAGGUGCAAAGGGCGCGAUACCUUUGCGGAGAGAGAGGGAUCGGUGAUAAAAUCGGUAAAGCGUAGCGAUGAAGUCAAAUAUCUGAGAUCGCUCGCUUUGCGAGGCAAACCGAUCGUAACCGAUCCGACUAAGAACGACCUUGAGCAAGAUGGUCAGGGGGGCGCUGUUACUACUCUUGCUAGUCCUCUUUGGUGCCUUCGACGUUCCUGGCAUCGACAGAGUUCGUAUCAAAUAUCUAGCGAAGGCUGGUAACACCUGUAACGCUUGUAGGAUGCACGAAGAGAUCAGAGCCCUCAGUCUCGAAGCUAUCAAGGAACAAAUUUUGAACAAGCUCGGUUUGAAACAAGCUCCGAACAUGACGGGCAGAGCUCUGCCAAGAAUUCCGCCGAUUUCGAAGUUGAUGGAUAUGUACGGAAUGCAGGCGGAUCAACCUCAACCUGCCGAGCCCGGUAUCUCUCAUUACGAGGAGAUCGACGAAUAUGCUGCCAAAACAGAGAGCGUCUUCGCCCUGGCGCAACCUCAUCAGAGGCUACGGCACUCGAAAGGCAGCUUCGACGUUCUCUAUUUCAAAUUCUCCGACAAGAUAGUCCAGCAUCGCGUGACGAGGGCGGAAUUAUCCCUGUGGAUAUGGGGAAGCAACCAAGAGUCCUCGGACGAGCCUGGAGAUUUGGAAAGCACGGAAAGUCACGAAGACGGUCCAGUGACGAUCACGUUGCAAAGGAUCCUUCGUGGCACGACGGAGACUGGUGGGCCAUCGUUGGGUCCACCUUUGACCACGAAACACCCUCGGCCGGUCGGUUGCAGAGGCAACUGGGUAACGAUCGAGUUAAGAAGAAUGGUCGCCGAAUGGUUCAAACAUCCACGGGACAAUUUGGGAGUAGCGCUCAAGAUCUCCAGUCCCGGAGCUAAUCAUCGCAGAAACGCGAAGUUGGUCGAGACUAAUCCCGGAGCUGAAUACGCGCCGUACCUCGAAGUACAGACGCAAGAACUCGACUCGAGAAGAGGGGCGAGGAUCAAGAGAAACGUGGGACUUAAUUGCGACGAAGCUAGCCAGGAGACCAGAUGUUGUCGAUACAAGCUCACCGUCGACUUUGAGAAGUUUGGGUGGGAUUGGAUAAUCGCUCCCAAGAAGUACGAUGCCAAUUACUGCUCGGGCGACUGUCCGAUGGCCUUCCUGCCAGCAUAUCCGAACACCCACAUCGUCAGCCUGGCGGAACCGCCUAACAACUCUGGUCCAUGUUGCGCCCCGAGGAAACUCUCCGAGAUCACGAUGCUGUACUUCGAUAACGAGUAUCAAAUCGUGUUCUCGCGAUUACCAGGCAUGGUCGUCGAGAAAUGUGGAUGCUCAUAGCUCGAGAAUUAUAGCUCGAGAAGAGCAACGACGGCGAGGAAUAUGCGAAGGCUCGUUUAAUUCUUUUAGAGUCUACCAUUAAAGAUUAUCGAUAAUUAUUCUGUUUCUUCCCACCAUUUCCAUUUCUCCUCUCUUCUUUUCUUCUUCUCCUUUCCUUUCGUCUUCCUAUUUUUAAGAUUUACUACGUUACUCCUUUUGUCCAUUCCUCUUUCAUUUCCCAUGAAAAUACCUUCGAUUUCCAUCGAUAGUCGGUGACCGUUGUCAUCGUAGUCGUCGUCGUCGUUCCGUCUUCGACGAAUUCUCAUUCGAUAGACUGAAAGUGCCUUGUUCGGGGUGGUUUAAGUACCGCAGAUUCCUCCUUAAGGAACACGAGAAACGAGAUUGCUCGUAUAAACUUAACGAAUGCAAGCAGGACAACGAUCGGAAGAGAUCGACUAAAGUCCGUCUUUUUUAAACUAGUAAUAACGGGCACCUUGAUAGUCGUUUAUGAUUCAUGACAAGGCGUAUAGUUCCUAGAGUCACGGUAUUAUUAUUAAGGUGUCGAUGCGUUUACACCUGAUCUAAGAGAACGACCGCGAAAGAAUUAUUUUUUAUACGGGAGCUUAUCGCAUUUUUAAUCUCUCCUCGGUAACUGAUUUUCAAUGGUCCGUCUUUAUCGAGCUAGGAACUUUUACGAGUCAAUGUAAAACGAAAACAAUCAUCUUAUCGCAAUGUUUCCUUGCGCAUCGUUGCCUUUCUAAAGAAAAAAAAAAAAAAAAAAAAAAAAAAAGAAAGAAAAUGAAGAAAAGCAAAGGUGCGAAGACGAAACGAUCCGUUUCCGGUAGUCGUCGUUGAUCGGUGAAAACGUGUUGGCUGACAGAUCUCUGUGUACAGUGAAUCUUUUUUUUUUCCUAUGUAUCUAUCUUCUUUCUUAUCUAUUCCGUUUCUUUCUCUAUUUCUCUCUUUUUUUUUUUUUUUUUUUUUUUUUGAGAAAUACACACACGCGUACGAGCUGGCGCGCGCACAUAUACACAGAUAUCUUGUUUUCAAAUAUACGUACAUAAACGCAAAAUUUUCUCGCUCUCUUUUCUCCUUACUUUCUUUAUUUUUGUCUGGUUUCUCUGUUCUGGUGAGCCAUGUGAAUGCGUGCAUAGGAAAGUGUGUAGGAGUCGUGGUGUAAAUAUGUCGUACCUAGGUCGUACUUUGUCGCUUUUCUUCGAAUUUCCUUGAAUUUCUCACUCCCACCACCGUGUCCCUCUUCCCUUUUCACCCCGGGAAUCUACGACAAAUCUACGUCGCUUACGUACGUAGGCUUACGAAUGCAUGUUCUUUUUCUAAAGUGAUUAUACGGUCCGUUUUUGGUAUAUGUAUAAGUACGAACUGUAACACCUGACUGAUCAUAUUCGGAAUCAACAAGUACCGUUUUUAUUCGAUCGCGAGCCACUGUCGGAUUUAACUCUUAGAAGCUAUCGUUCUCAAGAAUAUCGCGUUAAUUGUAUGGGUGAAUUUGUAUUAUUGUUAUAUCGAACAUGAGAUGAAAAAUAAAUAAACUUAUCGUUUGCCACUGUAA
Bombus pascuorum is the source of this 3066-nucleotide messenger RNA. Its product is annotated as growth/differentiation factor 8. Gene Ontology annotation, biological process: SMAD protein signal transduction. Gene Ontology annotation, cellular component: extracellular region. Gene Ontology annotation, molecular function: cytokine activity; growth factor activity. The transcript is spliced from 3 exons. The record is from RefSeq and is a predicted model, not a curated record. Bases 315 to 1517 code for a protein of 400 amino acids. Lineage: Eukaryota; Metazoa; Arthropoda; Insecta; Hymenoptera; Apidae.